Molecule: messenger RNA, 1668 nt
Organism: Sciurus carolinensis (gray squirrel)
Lineage: Eukaryota; Metazoa; Chordata; Mammalia; Rodentia; Sciuridae
Gene: Dipk1b
Product: divergent protein kinase domain 1B
Exons: 5
Coding region: 182-1477 (431 amino acids)
Source: RefSeq, a predicted model, not a curated record
CACCCCCCCCGGGGCGCGCGCCGCGGUCCGCCGUCAGGAAGGCGCGCGCCCUCGCCUUUAACGCGGGCUGGGGGCGCGCGGCCCGCAUGGCGAGCGAGCAGUGUCCGUGGCGGGCCGGGCCGGGCCGGGGCUGAGGCCGAGCCGAGCCGCGGGGCGCGCGCAGCCCCGGCCGGCGCCCAUCAUGAGGCGGCUGCGGCGCCUGGCGCACCUGGUGCUCCUCUGUCCCUUCUCCAAGGGCCUGCAGGGCCGACUGCCAGGCGUCAGGGUCAAGUACGUCCUGCUGGUCUGGCUGGGCAUCUUCGCGGGCAGCUGGAUGGUGUACCUGCACUACUCAUCCUAUUCUGAGCUCUGCCGUGGCCAUGUCUGCCAGGUGGUGAUCUGUGACCAGUACCGUAAGGGCAUCAUCUCAGGCUCCAUCUGCCGGGACCUGUGCGAGCUGCACAAGGUGGAGUGGAGGACCUGCCUGUCCUCGGUCCCUGGCCAGCAGGUGUACAGUGGACUCUGGCAGGACAAGGAGGUGACCAUCAAGUGUGGCAUCGAGGAGGCCCUCAGCUCCAAGGCCAGAUCCGAGGCGGCCCCCCAGCGGGAGCUGGUGCUGUUUGACAAGCCAACUCGGGGCACCUCCAUCAAGGAAUUCCGAGAGAUGACCCUCAGCUUCCUCAAGGCGAACCUGGGAGAUCUGCCCUCCCUGCCGGCGCUCGUAGGCCAGGUGCUCCUCCUGGCGGACUUCAACAAGGACAGCAGGGUGUCCCUGGCAGAGGCCAAGUCCGUGUGGGCCCUGCUGCAGCGCAAUGAGUUCCUGCUGCUGCUGUCCCUGCAGGAGAAGGAGCACGCCUCGCGGCUGCUGGGCUGCUGCGGGGACCUCUACCUCACGGAGGGCGUCCCCCGCGGCUCCUGGCCGGGGGCCGCGCUGCCGCCGCUCCUGCGCCCACUGCUGCCGCCCGCGCUGCACAGGGCCCUGCAGCAGUGGUUCGGGCCUGCGUGGCCCUGGCGAGCCAAGAUCGCCAUCGGCCUGCUGGAGUUCGUGGAAGAGCUGUUCCACGGCGCCUACGGGACCUUCUACAUGUGUGAGACCACCCUGGCCAACGUGGGCUACACCGCCACCUACGACUUCAAGAUGGCCGACCUGCAGCAGGUGGCGCCUGAGGCCACGGUGCGCCGCUUCCUGCAGGGCCGCCGCUGUGAGCAGAGCGCCGACUGCAUCUAUGGGCGCGACUGCAGGGCGCCCUGUGACCGGCUCAUGAGGCAGUGCAAGGGGGACCUCAUCCAGCCCAACCUGGCCAAGGUGUGCGAGCUGCUGCGGGACUACCUGCUGCCCGGCGCGCCCGCCGACCUCCGGGAGGAGCUGGGCAAGCAGCUGCGCACCUGCACCACGCUGAGCGGGCUGGCCAGCCAGGUGGAGGCCCACCACUCCCUGGUGCUCAGCCACCUCAAGACCCUGCUCUGGAAGAAGAUCUCCAACACCAAGUACUCCUAGCACCCGGCCCAGCAGGAGCCGCAGCCCUCGGCCCAGCAGGGCCCCUGGACGCCCACCGCAAAACCUUCCCCUGCUCCUGGGAUCAGGCACUGGACUCCAGCAACCCAGACAGAAGAGCCUCUGCUCCACAGGAAAGGCCAGAGGACUGGCCUCCGUCCACUUGCUCCUCCGAAUAAAUGGCUCUUACGUGA